CUCAAAAGUACGGUCUCCCCCGCACUGGACGCAGCUCCGAGGGAGCGCGGACAGUCUCCGGAAUGACUCCCAGCAUACCGCGGCUGCUGUCUCUGCCCCUCCAGUGAUGUACCGUUCUUACAUGAAACUAACAUCUUCUAGCCUUUCCCACAAGAGCCUUGACCGGAUGUGCUGCGAAUAACCGUGAGGCGGGCACACAUUUCUCAAAGUCUAACCGUGUGUUAGGUUCUGAGCAUGCAGAUCCAGAUUUACCACAAUAGCAUCGGGGGAGCAGUUCACUGAAAGAAAUAAAAACGCUCCACGGUAAAAUAACACCUGGUCCAAGAGGCACGAUGGUGAACUCUUCCCCGGCAUAUGGCUACUCGUCAGUACCUGCACGAGUCCCAGAACGUCAGACCAAAACAAACAUUGUAGUGAUUGACGGACACAACCUUUACAACAGCAAAGUUUUGGACCACCACCCCCCUCCACGUGUUGACCGCGGAGACGAGGAUGAUGAUGCUUACACGAGGGGUUCGUCAGGAGGCGUGGAUGACACAUGGGCAGAGAAGAACUCUACGUGCCUUCGCGAGAUCCUGAAUUUCCUUUUCCGAUCAGACUCACGACUUUACGCCGAAAAGUACGGUGUGACAGCUGAGGACUACCGCCGACAAUUACGUUUGUAUGAGAGUCCUCAGGCAUUGCUCAAGCGGCCUAUUGGAGCUUACGUGAUCGAACAAACCAUUUGGUUUGUUGUAAAAAGGCAAUACCGAUUUCAAACGGACAACUUGUAUAACCAGUUAGAAGAUGUCGCCGUCCAGCUGCUCAAUUUAUGCCUACGAGAAACCCCUCCAAAAAGCCAAAUCGUCGGUCCGGAUAUCCUUUUGCUUGCUCUUACCGAAUAUCACAACAGACUGUUUUCAAAUUAUUACAAGUGGUGCGAUUAUUUAGGCGAAGAACCGUUCCCAUGGCAGAAACCACCAUGGAUGAGUGAGGGCUACUGUUCUGGAGGACCUAACGAUACACCGCUCACAGACGUGACGGUCAUGGGAUGCAAAGAAACUCCACCUGGGGGAGCUAAAACAGUGCUGUUCUCAGCGGCACUGCGCCAGGAAGCACAGCAGAUGAUGUACGAGGUAGCGUUAUUCAAGCUCUUGUGGGGAGAGGCGGCUAACCUUCGGCAUACACCGGAGCUACUUUGCUGGCUUUUCCACUGGAUGUGUAUGGCCUGGGACCCCGAGUUUAAAGCAGAGGAAGAGUUCGUCGACCUCAUCAGAGAUGUUCUGCAAAGAAUACGUGACGAACAAUGGUAUCUUGCUAGUACACUGCGGUCGCCUGAUCAUGGUGGGAGGCUCCUGUACGACGACAUCAACGAGGUUUUCUGGGAGCGAGCAGCGGUUUCGCUCCUGCGGAAGGAAAGAGCUGCUGCUCUGAACGAAAGGCGGGAGGCAGCGACUCGUUCACAGUCAUGGCACAUGGAUGCUUCUAUAGCGGAGGACCGUCCUGGAACCUCUGGAGGCCCCCGACUCUCAUUCACCCGGGAGAAUCUAAACAUGUUUGUUCACAAGCUCUUAAACGGAACGAAACCAAGUGAAGGAAUAAAGACGUUUAUGGAGCGGCGGACCUACUUACAGCAUGUGCCGGUGUAUCUUCAGGUUCUUAGGAGCUUCUGGCGAGUUAUUGCCUGGCACGGCGUCACCUUCUCUCUUCUGUUUUUCCUCAAGGCAGUCGUCGAUGAUGAAUCUACAGCAGAGCUGGCGUUCACGUGGAACCGAACCGUGGUGACUUCUGUUGUCCUGCACGCUCUGGGACCUCUCUUCGAUCUGAUCCUCCUCAACUGGCGAGCUCUUAGAAAGCAGCACUUUUGGCAGUUUUUCUUCCAAGACAAUGUUGUCAGUCUGACGCGCAUCAUAUUCUUUGCUGUUGUCUGCGCCGUCGUCGAAAUCGAGGGCAUGCAGUCUCCACUCCUCCACUGGAACGGCACAGUUGGGGCGGCGUACUUGUUUUUCUACUUUGCUCAUGGUCUGCAUUAUUAUCUUUUCGUCCGGGUCAAAGGACAAAUGCCUGUAUUUCACCUACUUUGGAGACUGCCAUUCGUGAGCUACAUUGUCAAGCCGUCGACAUUCACGGGCAAUACGCCAUUGCUUGCUGAAGACAUCGGCCACGUGGCUCGAUACAUUCUUUUCUGGAUUCCUGUCAUAGCCCUGAAAACGAGCUACUGGCUCUUUUGUGCUCUUCCAUCCUUGGUUGAGGCAACAAAACACAUUGAGCUGGCAAUUGCAAGGCCUUACAUUAUGGGUUCUAUGACUGGCUUCAUUGAAAGGUCGCCGACAAUGCUGAAAACGGUGCUUUGGACUCCCGCCUUCCUCAUAUGGCUUUUCGAUUUACAGAUCUUCUUUCUCUUAGCUGGCGCGAUAUACGGAAGCCUGGAUGGAUGCUGGAGAAGGGUGGGAUUCUUCAAGAGCUCCCGGAAAAUUCAAAAGCGACUGUUACCAGUUCUAUCUUCUGCGCCUGCUUUUGAUGUCGCUUCGCUGCUCAAGCAAACCUUACGCCCCGGAGAAAAGGAAGAUCGUGCCAUCAGCCAACGACCCAAACUUGAUAGAAGGGAAAGCAUGCGUCGAGCCUUUUCCCGAGUGGACUCAGUGAAAGCUGAAGGCCCUAUCACUACCGUAGACAGCCGUGCUGGGUCUCCGCAGCGAAGCUCAACGAAGGUGCAGUAUCAGAAUUGCAAGGACCCCUAUCGGAACAUGGUUCCUCUACUGCGGACUGCCUCACUAGCAAACCGUGCUGUCCGCGGCGAAUGCGUCGAUGAUCGUGCAAUCGCGCGGAAACGAUUCGGCUUCCUCUGGAAUGAGGUAGUUCGCAGUUGGAGGUUGGAAGACAUCAUUUCGAAUGCUGAGGCAGAAAAACUUUGCUUCAAUGAGCUCCCGCUCCUUGCGAUCAGGAAUGGGGAUUGGUCACUGACGCGUCUACCUCGGCGAGAACCUUUUAUUCAGUGGAACAGAUCAACUUUCCGGCUGCCAGUCUACUGUUACUGUGAUGUAGUACUCGGCUUCCUUAAGAAGUGCGAGAUCUUUCACCACCAAAUCAACGACAGCAUGGCACGUUUUGGCUCCAAGGCUCACAUCGCUCGACAAUUCUUCCGCGAGCAUCUAUCUGACGAUCCAGACCAUCAGGACCCCAGGUUUGAAGAUCUUCUUCACAUUGAGGCAUGUACCGAAAUCGCCGAGGCGCUUUGCCUGUAUGUUGCGAGAUAUUUCGAGCACGGCGCUGACUUGGUUGACGCUAUGAUGGAUCUGUGGAACUGGCUGAAAGAAGAUGGAAGCAGGCUUCUGUGGAUCAAUCUGAUUUCCCUCAAGGAUCUGGUGCCCGUCCUAGAUCGCCUGUUUACGGUUCUUCAACGAACAGGGACAUGGGGAAAGAAUGCAGAUUCUGAUUUGCACAAAUGCAACGAGAAGCUAAAACAGGGCCUGUCUUGUCUGGUCCUCCUUCCCAGCAGCGACCCCGAAAAACUGGUAACCGCCGAACUCCCGGACGCUGUCAAAGAAUACCUUACGAACAUUAACAUCUGCUUCGGCACGCCACGCAGAGAAACAAUGCCUUCAGUGUUCCCACAACCUGUCGAGGUCGAGGAGGUUAAUGGCAUGGUGCGCCAGUUCCAGAUUAUCAUGAGUCAUACACAGCAACUUCACCUUGCCCAGGAAGAAAGCAUUAGCCAUGAUCCAUAUCUAAUGCCCAUGACCGCGGAGCAGAUGGCGGAAUAUCGUUGUCUCCAUGCAAUUCUCUGUGAGGCGGACGCCGAUGUCUUUACUGGGGAGCCUGAUGAGAACAUUCAGCGGCCGCUGCUUCCACAGACUGAAGAAUCCGACGCUUCGAAACUUCUUCUUGCAAAAACCGAACACGCUGUAAAAAUGUAUUUCCGUCGAGCGACUCGCAUAUUGCGCGCCAGCAACCCUUACUUUACAACCACUGAAGCUGAUAGAAGACUGAAGCAUUUCGCAAACUCUCUCCUAAUGAAAAUGCCAGAAUCACCGGAGAUCCACAAAAUGAUCUCUAUGGUGACGUUAACGCCUUAUUAUCGCGAAGAGGCAGCACUUGACCUGCAGGACUUGGAAAAGCCAACCGAGGAAGGUGUUAGCAAAAUGGAGUUGCUUAGGAGUCUACAUCAGACAGAGUUCGAGCAUUUCCUGGAGCGAGUUGACCGAGAAAAAGAAAUGUUCACCAUACACCAAGAGCUGGAAAACCGCGUUACCGAUUCCCCGAGGGAACGAAGGCAGGCAGCCGCCGAUGUUCGGUUUCAAAUGCUCCAGAGCGGGUUGCUUCAGCGUUACGACAGGUUUUGCGAGGCUCUGCAGGAGUGGGCGUCUUAUCGAGGUCAGGUCCUUAUACGUACCGUUCGCGGCAUGAUGUAUCAUGAGAGAGCCAUCAGGAUGCAGGCCUACUUGGAGCAAACGCCUUAUGAAUCGCUUCAUUUGUGCCACGAUCUUAAUCGCCUUGACUUUGGACAACUAGAGUCGAUACGAAGUCCAGAAGCCGAGCUGUGGCUUGAAGUAUUGCAAAUUCCUCCUGCGUAUGAACUUUCUACGACGGUUGCGUCUACCGCGCGACUGAAGUAUCAGUACAUCGUGGCCGCUCAGGAGUUCGGCAACGACAACAAGGUAAUGCCAGCUCCGGCAGGUAAGGAGCUCGCUCCUGCCGCGAGAUCGUCUCUACUAAGGAAGAUCUGGCUGUACAAACUUCUUGUUCGCAAUCCUAACCUUCGCAUCGCGACCAUCGAAGCAGAGGUUGACAGACGUGGUGUACCGACCGGACACAAGCUAAGUAGGCUGUAUCGUCUCACAGCAAAUCCGGAUCUGCUGCGAGAGCGUGUUGCAACUCCAGCCACGCAUUUGCAAGCCGUGGGCGAGAUCCGGUCGCGAUAUGAACGUAAGAUGGUCGGGGUGCCUGUCCGUGCUGCCCGCAUGCCGAAGCCUUUUGUGCCACUUCCGCAUAUGCCGUUCUGCAAUGAGGAAGACUCUGCUCCCUCAGAGCCUUUUUCCAUCAAAACUCGAGCUGGAAAAAAGAGUGGAGACACGGACUCUGAAGCAGGUGAACGGUCUGGCGCCUCGACAAACUCCUGCCAUGGCAGCUUUACUUCUGGGGGGUGUGCUGGGGAUUCAGUCAGGAACAACUCAUACACGGUGGUAGCGAAGCCUCACGCCCGGGAGGGUCCACCUGUGGGAGCGGAAGUAGCACAUAAGACAACAAAAGUACCAAAUUGGGUUCAAGAGGAACGAAAGCGACUGCUGAACACCGUUGGGCACUUAGAUAGGGCCGACUGCAACCCUGCAGCGGUUGACAGCGAAUGGCCGGUGUACCCCGAGGAGUGCACCGAAGACGAAUAUUACAGCUCAGACAGGAUGAGUGAGAUGCGUAAGGAAUUUGGCAAGGCGGAACCGAUUCACAGAAAGGAAGCCAGCUUUCAGGAUGGAGCUGCUCCUGGCGCCUUCGACAGUAAGCUUGCAAAUAUGAUCAGGCGGAUCCAACAGAGAAAAAGUCAGGACCAGGAAGCAGCUCAGCACGCUCAGACUUUGCUUCGCAAGAUGACUGCCAAAUCUGGACUGCCUCCGCAAAGACUGCCAACAACCACGGCGGAAAGAAACGACAGCGACAUCGUCGGACUCACACCUUCUCUACAUGUUCGCAGUGAAGCGAAACACUUAGCGAUUCGCGGUAGCACUGUGGGAACGACUUCUUGCAACAAAUCUAGUGCCUCCGUUCGUUCCUCUCUGCCUUCCUGUCACCCCCUUGACGAGAGGUUCUCGGCGAAUCAUAUGUUCGGUCAGAAACCUUCGGCAUGGACAGGAACACAUUCGUUUAAAGCCAACUUGCAGCCUAGCUGGUCUACGUGGCGUGAAGCUACUAUUCGUGACUCAACAAAAAGUAUUUAUGUGGAGGAUGAGAAGCAGUGUCUCACACUACUCGAGAGGCAACAUUCCCGAGAACUCGCCCGCGACCGGGAUUUCUUUGCCAGGGCAUGCCGGCCACGCACUUCGCUGUCACCAACAGAUGACAGCAGCGAAAUGCGCGGUUCGCAGAACACCAUUCGGCGAAAUAUUUUCAGCGAACUGUCCAACGCUUUUUCGUCGGGGGCUGCCAGCUUUUUCAUGGAAGAGGUAACAGAGGAGACAGGUUCUCUAGAAGAUGGAGACGUGCAACGAGGACUUCAACACAUCAAUCGACGAGGCAGACGAAAUAGUAUUAUCACACUGCAUUCACUACGCGCGCAAGAGAUAGUUGUCCAAAGCAGUGAAAGGGGGGACACCUCACAGUCUGCCGCAAUGCUAACGUGCUCAUCAGGUGCCGCGUGCUCUGCUCCACCUAGAGGCGAGCGCGGAGUCUCUAUUACCAUGAACGGUGAUAACGAUGAGCGUACCACGGGUCACAUACUGAAGUUCCGCAACGAUGGUUUCCAUGCUAAUGCACCUCCUCUCACACGCGAACAACAACGUUCUGGCGACAAGACACCGCACGAGCAACAAGCAGGCACCCACGAUCAUGCUGGACGGCAGAUCCAGCAGCAAAUCGUUAGCAGUGAAACCUGCGCAACACGCCAGAGAAGGUCGAGCUACAGCGGCGGGGAAGAGGGUCCUGACGUGCCUCGCACUUUCGCUGAUAGGGUCGCCAUGUUUGAGGAACUUUUCGGCAAGAAAGCUCGAAGGACUCUAUCCACUCCGGAGUCUCGUAAAGCAGGAAACGAAGCAAAAGGGUCGCAGUCUGGUCGGCGACCAGAGAUGAUCUGGCUCUCACGACGAGGGCCAAUGCGAUUGGAGGCUGUGUAUACAGUGCGGCUGCCCCUGGUCUUAGACGAGAAAGGAGAACCGUGGGCACGGUACCCUAUUAUCGGCCCUGGAAAACCGGAGAACCAGAACCAUGCGAUGAUUUUCACAAGAAUGGAAACAAUGCAAGUGGUCGACAUGAAUAUGGAAGGAUACCUCGAAGAGACGCUUAAGCUACGAAACCUCUUACAAGAAUUUGUUGCCCACCCGCGCAUGAGAAUCCUUGGCUUUAGAGAGCAUAUCUUCACCGAAAAUGUCUCCAGCUUGGCGAGCUAUAUGGCGCUUCAAGAAAAUAUAUUCACCACUACGAAUCAAAGAUUUUAUCACGAGCCUCUCCAGGUGCGAAUGCACUACGGUCACCCGGAUGUAUUCGAUAGAUUCUUCGUGCAAACCUGCGGUUCCUGCUCCAAAGCAUCAAAUGGAAUCAACCUGUCUGAGGACGUGUUUGCUGGUUUCAACUGUACUGCUAGGGGAUACUCGGUCAGGCACGUCGAUUAUAUUCAGUGUGGCAAAGGCCGUGACGUUGGACUUCAGCAGGUUGUUAUGUUCGAAAAGAAGAUUGCAGGAGGAAAUGCUGAACAAAUGCUUAGCCGCGACGUCUGCAGAAUGGCAGCUAAUAUGGACUUCUUCCGACUCUUGUCGAUGUACUUCUCUGGACCAGGAUUCUUCCUCAACUCGCUUGUCCUUUUCCUCGCGGCCUACGUCACGUUGUACGUUAAAUGCAUUUUCUCCUUCUCAAAGCACAAGUACAAAGGGGUAACAGAGUCAGCUCUACAAUAUGUCAUUGCGCCGACAACCUACGUGCAGUUUCAGCUGGGCCUGCUUUUGGUUGUGCCGCUAGUAGUAUGGCUCUUUGUAGAGAAGGGGUGCUGGGCCGCCUUGACUAGGUCCGUCGACAUUAUUCUUAAACUUGCUGUCGCCUACUAUAACUUCAUGGUCGGCACAAAGGCGUCUGUUAUCGACCACGUCCUCAUCUACGGCGGUGCCAAAUAUCAAGAAACAGGCCGUGGAUUCGUCAUCGCUCACGCGACAAUGAAGGACCUCUGGCAAUUUUACUACUUCACUCACUUCAGCAUUGGCUUGGAGAUGAUGAUGCUUCUUUUUAUUUAUUCUGGCUACUGCGACUUUGAUGCUGGACUUUAUUUCUUGGAUGUUUGGCCCCUUUUGCUUAUGGCGCUGUCCCUGCUGUUCGUUCCCUUCCUCUUCAAUCCCCUUGGAAUGUACUACCCGCGCUUACUUGAAGACUUUUCUAGCUGGAGAAAAUGGAUGUCAUCGGCGGAUGUGAGACAGGACAAAGCCUCGUGGCUUGCGUGGUGGCGGAGCGAAAUGGAAGGACGAUGUGGCAUUGCGUGGCAUCACCAACUGCUUUUGGUCAUCCGGCUUUGCCGCUUCUUGGUCCUGUCCAUUGGCAUGGUUUCAUGCGUCGCGAUGUCAAUCAAAGCCUCUGAUCUGGACUGCGUCAUCUACCUCUUUGGCACAGCUGGCUGCUUGUUGUUCCUGGUGAUCUUCCUCGAUGACCUGAAACUAGCGAGCCCCAACUGGAACACGGUUCUCUCAUUGGUGCUGUGUUGCACAGCAACUGUCCUUCUUGGCUGGGCCAUAUCGACGGAACGAUUAACUCUGUCUGCUCUCCUUGCAUCGACAGCUGCGUUCCUGAUUUUUUCGUACGGGUUGCUUGAGAUAAGCUUCGCUCUCCUCGGACGAUGGGCUGUGAGGAACGACAUCCUUGCGGAGGCAGCGCGGACUUUCCAUUAUAUCGGAGGCUACUUUCUCUUCCUCAUUCCGAUACUGCUCUCAGUUUUUACCCUGAGUUUUCACAAAAUCCAAACUAGAAUUUUGUUCAAUCCUAAUUUCGUAACAAUAGUAAAAAGUGGUCUAGUACAGAGGGCGGAGGUCAUGAAAAAAGGACACGGCAAAGAAUAACGUAAUCCUACACUUUCCAGAAGUGAGACAUUGUCGGUUGACUAAUGACGUCUCCUUGAGGUACUGGCGUGAUUUGUACGCCGAUUGCGACUCUUGUAUGCAGAUCGGGCUUUAAAUGCUUUGGUCAAGCGAAAAAUAUGAUGUGAGUUACAGCAAGACUAACGCCCUCCAGUAACUCCAGAAGAUGUCUAAAGUUUGCGCCACUGCAGAAUUGCAGCUUACGCUUCGACAGAGAAAGAACCGUCCGUAAUCACACUUCGACUGUGAAGCAGAAGCUUCGUCAAAUUUGCAACAAAGUUGAUUGACAAUUCCGUAGUACCACAAAUCUCUUGACACAACCACGCGCUUUGCGCAUACCCGCGGGUCCAUAGAUGGAUUUGUGC
Toxoplasma gondii ME49 is the source of this 9103-nucleotide messenger RNA. RefSeq names its product 1,3-beta-glucan synthase component protein. Gene Ontology annotation, biological process: (1->3)-beta-D-glucan biosynthetic process. Gene Ontology annotation, cellular component: plasma membrane; 1,3-beta-D-glucan synthase complex. Gene Ontology annotation, molecular function: 1,3-beta-D-glucan synthase activity. Lineage: Eukaryota; Apicomplexa; Conoidasida; Eucoccidiorida; Sarcocystidae. Bases 333 to 8720 code for a protein of 2795 amino acids. The record is from RefSeq and is a predicted model, not a curated record. The transcript is spliced from 31 exons.